Stomoxys calcitrans (stable fly) is the source of this 1894-nucleotide messenger RNA. RefSeq names its product coiled-coil domain-containing protein 63. The transcript has a single exon. The record is from RefSeq and is a predicted model, not a curated record. Lineage: Eukaryota; Metazoa; Arthropoda; Insecta; Diptera; Muscidae. The coding region runs from base 81 to 1730 and encodes 549 amino acids.
UGUCAAUAAUAAAGAAAAUUCUAUUUUCAAAGAGGAUAAAUUUUUUACAUUCCUAAGCAUUAAACCCUUGGCCCAUAAUCAUGGAUAACAUGGCAAAGAAAAAUUUCCUCCAAGUCUAUUUGUCGAAGCAGAAGGAACUGAGCAAACAACAGCGUGAAUAUAAAAAGAUACUCUCCACAAAACUGAAAAGUCGCAAGGAAACCAUUAUCGAGGCCAGAUAUCAAAAUGCCAUAGAACAGCUGAAGCAGGAAAAAGAUGAUCUCAAAGCCCAAAUAUGGGUGGCCAAUGGAUGGACGCAUGUGCGUGAAAAUAAACGCUGCCUGCGCAACAUCAAAGGCCAUGUCGCCACACAAGAGAAAUUGACCGCUGACAUUGGCAAACUCAAGGUGGACAUUCGAAAUUUGGAACGUGAGAUUGGCCGAGUGGAUAGGCAGAUCUACGAACUAAAUCGCCAAACAGUGCCCGAGAAUCAGCAUCAGGCCCAUGUGGCAAAGGUGCGCAGGAAAAUGUCAAUUUUAGAAAAUCAACUUGAGUUGAGCAUACGCAGGGAAUGUACCUUUACAGCGGCCAAUGCUGAGCUGCGUGAGGAAUUGGUGAAAGUCGUAAACCAACGCACUCUCUUCAAUGAGUCCUACUCGAAGUUGGUGCAAAAGUUGAACAGCGACAAGAAAUAUUUGAUUGAGUUAAUCGAAUAUGCCUUGGGUAAAUUUGACAAUUGCAUUGACAUCUAUGCCAAGAUCGAUAACACCUUGAAAAAGGAAACCAAAGAGCGCAACCUGCGUAGAUUGGAAAUGCAGGACAUAAUGAGAAAAAUUGCUGCCGAUUCGGAUACCUCAGCAUUUAUGGAAACCAAAGGUAAAGCUCGUGACUUGGCUGCUCUGCAGCCCAAGGAGGUGGCACGUAGGGAAAAAUUCCGCCAGAAUCAUCAGCGCAAGAUCGGGUUGUACAAUAAAAUUCUGGAGAAAAUUCAAGACUAUACCCAGACACAAAAUGUGGAGAAAAUCAUAGAGAAAUUUCAACAACAGGAGAGUCUGUAUUACUCCUAUUUCAAUUAUGCCAAUGAAUUGAGUUAUCACAUGACCCAUCUCACCAACUCGGUGGAUAGACUUUACCAGGACAUUGAUUCUCUGAAAAAGUCCAAUGUGAAUACUCUGCAAAAUCAGCUGGAGACCAUAGAACACUUGGAGCAGACAUUAGCUGAGAGAAAGCAGAAAAACUCGGAGCUGCAAAAAGUGCGCGAAGCCAAUGAUCAACGCUUGUAUAGUCUGCUGCAGGGAAUUGAAACACUUUUCAAAAUGUCCCAUUGUGAUGCCUCACCUCUGAAGGCAUUGCUGGGUAACCAUAGCCAUGUUGAUUUGUUUAAUGUUCGACGCUUUUUGAAAAUCUUGGAAAAGCGCAUUUUCGACAUAACAGCCAGUGUUUAUGUGUUGGAACGCCAAGAUGAGGCCAAGAGUUAUGGUGAUUAUGUGGUCAAACAAAUCGAAAAGAUUUGUGAAUGGCCCACCGAUCUCGAUGAUAUAGUAUUGACUCAACAAUGUGCCGAGUGUGCUGAAGCCGAGGCCUUAAAUGGGGAUGAUGGCGGCGAUGGUGCAGUCGUUAACUCUAUUGAGCAGACCAAAGAGAAGCUUUGCAAGAAGGUCGUACAACCAGAAAUGCAAUAUCACCUGCAUAGCAUCACUCAGUGUCGCAUGCCGCGUUCACGUAUUUUGGCAGCCAAAAGGAAUGCUUAAAGAGUUUGACUUUGAUGGAAGCGGGAGAACAUUUUCAUCUGAUCUUAAAUACAUGUAUAUUUUGUAGAUGAUAUGAUAACAUUGUACACUUUAUUCUAAAUUUAUCAUUUGUAAUCAUAACCAUUUGUAGAAGUUCAUAAUAUAUUGGGUUGCCCAAAAAGUAA